Molecule: messenger RNA, 431 nt
Organism: Acanthoscelides obtectus
Lineage: Eukaryota; Metazoa; Arthropoda; Insecta; Coleoptera; Chrysomelidae
Source: the annotation of a GenBank genome assembly
CUUAUCAGGUACGAAAUGGAACGUGUAUUUGGAGAUUAUAGAGAAAAAGGUGACAAAGAGGGAAAUAUUUCGAAGAGAAUCAGGCGAUGCAACGAUCACCUGUCAUUCCUUCUCAGGUUCAGGAAUAUAUUAAACGAAGCUUUUUCAUACUUAAUGUUGGCGUACAUAGCAGUGGUGGUGUUAAUCUUGUGUUUUGAGGUAUAUUUACUUUUUCAAAUGCAGAACAACUGGCAAACAGCAUAUACUUCAGUAACUGGUACGACUAUCCAAAUCACAGCAAAGAAAUACUUAUGUUGAUUGGGAAAAGCCAAAUCAGGGUUGUGUUUACUGCUGGAGGACUACUAGAUUUGGAUCUACCUACAGGAAUGGCGGCAAUCAAGACGAUGUUCUCUUAUAGCAUGUUCCUGCGGACUAUGACCAUGAUUGAAUAA